Molecule: messenger RNA, 465 nt
Organism: Medioppia subpectinata
Lineage: Eukaryota; Metazoa; Arthropoda; Arachnida; Sarcoptiformes; Oppiidae
Source: the annotation of a GenBank genome assembly
AUGACCACCGAUAACAACAACGAUGAACGCCGUAACCCAUCGCUAUGGGUCUGGUUGGCCGCAUCGUCGGCCCUCAUGUCGGCCUUGACAAUGGGCGCCGUACUAGGCUGGAGUUCGCCGGGUAUACCAGCUCUGAAGCUAAACGGGUCCGAACCUCAACUGCCUCGCGAGCCCUCAGAGACCGAGACCUGGAUCUCGUCGUCCAUGACUUUGGGCGCACUCAUAGGCGGACUGUUAGGCGGGCCACUGUUGCAAAUGUUAGGCAUGAAAAAGGUUUUAAUCGGUUUGGGCGCACCUUUUGUUGUCGGAUGGGUACUCAUCUGUGUGGCCAAGAGUUUUAUACUGAUAAUCAUCGGUAGAGUGAUCACUGGUUUUGCAUCGGGAAUAUGUUGUGGAGUGGCGCCCACUUAUUGCAUACAGAUAUCCACACCAAAAAUCCGGGGCCUUUUGGGUACAGGGUUUCAA